Molecule: messenger RNA, 1268 nt
Organism: Lagenorhynchus albirostris (white-beaked dolphin)
Lineage: Eukaryota; Metazoa; Chordata; Mammalia; Artiodactyla; Delphinidae
Exons: 2
Coding region: 3-1157 (384 amino acids)
Biological process (GO): virion assembly
Source: RefSeq, a predicted model, not a curated record
CAAUGGGACAAACUAUGACGACUCCUCUUUCCCUUACCCUAAGCCAUUGGACCGAAGUUCGGGCCAGAGCCCAUAAUUUUUCGGUAGAGGUAAAGAAAGGAAAGUGGCAGACUUUGUGUGCCUCUGAAUGGCCAACAUUUCAGAUAGGAUGGCCCCCCGAAGGAUCCUUUUUAUUAGACAAGAUUAAGCUGCUGAAGUCUAAGAUAUUUAAUAUAGAUCCCCACGGACAUCCAGACCAAGUACCAUAUGUCUUGGUCUGGGAAGAUUUAAUUCUCUCCCCACCUCCGUGGGUCCGGCCCUUUGUUUCCUCAACAGGUACGUCCGCGCACACAUCAGCAGCGUCGGAGAUAUUAGCCUUAAAGAAAAACCCCAACACGGAGAAGCUACCCGACGCCCCGGAUCCACCGAAGGCGAUUUAUCCUGACCCGCAGUCCGAUUUGCUUCUUUUGGAUUCCCCACCCCCUUAUCCUCCGGCCCCGAAUCCCCUACCACCUAGAGGACCCCCAGCUCCACUGCCCUCGGCACCAAGGGAACCAUCCAUGAUGGAAGAAGAAAGGGGUCCCUCAGCGGGCACUAGGAGCCGGAGGGCUAUCUCCCCGGACUCCACUGCCCUACCGCUUAGAGAAUAUGGCCCCCCCGACGACCAAGGGAAUAGACCUCUCCAAUAUUGGCCCUUUUCCUCUGCAGAUCUUUAUAAUUGGAAAAUGCAUAACCCAACUUUUUCCGAAAAUCCACAGGCCCUUACCGCUUUAAUAAAAUCUCUUGUUUUCUCGCACCAGCCCACAUGGGAUGAUUGUCAGCAGCUGCUCCAGACUCUCGUAACGACUGAGGAGAGGCAACGGGUUCUUUUAGAAGCCAGAAAAAAUGUAUUAGGCGCCAAUGGGCAACCUACCCAGCUGCCUAACGAGAUUGAUGCUGGUUUCCCACUCGUCAGGCCAAACUGGGAUUUCAAUGCCCCGGAAGGCUACUGGGACUCCAAUUGGUCCAGAAAGAAAUAUGGUCCCAACUCGCCAAGGCCUACCAACCGGGAACACCGGGAGAAACUCAUCCUUUCCAAGUCGGAGACUCCGUAUACGUCCGUCGGCAUCGAACCCAGACGUUGGAACCUCGAUGGAAAGGACCAUACACCGUCCUCCUCACCACCCCAACGGCCAUAAAAGUGGACGGCAUCGCUGCCUGGAUCCAUGCUUCACAUGUGAAGGCUGCACCAGCGAAGGCAUCAUCAGGAUGGCGGGCCCAAAGGACCGACAACCCGCUCAAACUCAAGC